AUGCCGGUGGCGGCGGCGGCGGCGGCGACGAUCCUGCAGCUGACGGCGUUAAUAGUCCCGCUGACCGUGCCAACCCUGCUCGUGAUCGACGGGCGAACUUUCGCCGAGUUCAACAGCUGCCACGUGGCGUCGGCGCUCAACGUGUGCUGCUCCAAGCUGGUGCAGCGGCGGCUGCAGCAGGACAAGGUGUCCGUGUUGGAGCUCGUGCAGCACGCGGCAACGAGCGGGUCUCAGGUGGAGGCCGGUGGGCGCGUCGUGGUGGUGGUGUACGACCAGCGCUCGCCGUCCGCUGCAUCGCUGCCGCCCCACGGCUUCGUGUCCGUGCUGCUGGGGAAGCUCCGUCGGACGUUCUCCGACGUCUACCUCCUCAAUGUCUGCAGUCGCUUCGCCCCAGGGGCCGAUGAUUGCUUUGUGUUCUCACAGUUUGGUGAUUUGCGGGUGGAUUUGCCUGCAUUUCAGCUGCUGUUCCCGCAGCUGUGUGAGAACGCUAGCCGCGUGGACACUCGCACGCCACCUCUUGCGCAGCCCGUGUCCAGCCCUUCGUUGCACCUUCGCGACACUGGUCCGACCUGCAUCUUGCCCUACCUCUACCUCGGCUCUCAGCGUGACGUCCUCAACAAGGAGGUGAUGCUGCAGAGCGGCAUUACACACGUGCUGAACGCGAGCGUCGGCUGCCCGCGACCGGACUUCAUCCCCGAGGGGAACUUCCUGCGCGUGCCGGUGCACGACAGCUACUGCGAGAAGAUCCUGCCCUGGCUCGAUUGCACGGCAAACUUCAUCGCAGCAGCAGCAUCAGCAGAAGUCGAACCAAGAACCGCGGUCAGCAGCGUCGACGUCGACUUGGUCAGGGCAGCUCGGUCAGCGGCCCGGCACAGCGGGCGCCUCGACGGCGACGGGCGGGGGGGCGACGCGGACGCUGCAGGCGACGGCGCCGCUCUGUGCUCACGACGCGAGUGGGGCGGGGAGGGGGAGCCAGCAGCAGCGGCGGCGGCGGCGGCCCUCUGCCUCGACAUCCACUUGCCCGUGACCCCCUCGACGUUUGCGCAGCCGCAGAAGCGAAAGCAGCCAACGACGAAGCAUUUCUCGCCAGUCAUGGAGAACCCGGAUUCGCCACUCGAGAGGACAGAGAGCGCCGAGCCCAGCGCGGACACGCGCGUGAGCACGCAGCCACCGAUGGGCACGGAGACGCCGACGGGCGCGUGGGUGAAGAGGCAAGCGGGCGCACACGCGGGCAAGCGGGUGGAAGCGAAUGAGCGAACGCGAGACUCCGCGGAGCCACGUUUGCCGAGCGCUCCGAUCCAGAGGAGCUGCAGCGUGGAGGACUACCUCGCCACGGGGCUGUUGCUGGGCAUCACGUCCGGCGCGCACGGACAGCCGUGCCUCCACCAGCAUUUGCUGCAACACCGCUACUACUACCGCCAGCUCGGCCUGUGGGCCCACGCGCCGUCCGUGCCCUCGCUGACUGGGCCGUGGGAUCCCAAAGUGGAGCUCCGCCGGAGGGACAAGGCGUUGGACGGCCGCGGAUCGCGCCGAAGCUGGCACGAGGAGACACUCCUUGAGAAGCAGCGGCUUGCCGGCGCAGCUGCCAGAUGGAGUUUGAGGGCUCGGCGCGCUCUCCUCGCCGCCGCCUCCUCCUCCUCGUCCUCCUCUGCCUCGUCCUCUGCUCCCAGCUCCACCUCGCCGCUUUCCGCGCACGACCCGAUGCCCAAGCGCGCCAGCUUUUCGGCAGCGCCGAGCUAG
This is a messenger RNA of Lethenteron reissneri (Far Eastern brook lamprey), 1740 nucleotides long. RefSeq lists its product as uncharacterized. Lineage: Eukaryota; Metazoa; Chordata; Hyperoartia; Petromyzontiformes; Petromyzontidae. The record is from RefSeq and is a predicted model, not a curated record. Gene Ontology annotation, biological process: negative regulation of MAPK cascade; peptidyl-tyrosine dephosphorylation. Gene Ontology annotation, molecular function: protein tyrosine/threonine phosphatase activity; MAP kinase tyrosine phosphatase activity; MAP kinase tyrosine/serine/threonine phosphatase activity. Gene Ontology annotation, cellular component: cytoplasm.